UAUAGUUAUGCAUCGUAGAGAUCGUAGAAGACGACUGACAACAGGAGAAAGUGUUUUCAAUCUUCAGUUAGACUAGAUAUUCAGUAUACGACAAUGGCACUGCUUCGGAAUUUGCACCGAUUCAUCUCUAUAUCAAAAAUUCAGCCACCAGUGAAGCCAUCGAUAUUGAAAAAUUCUAGCCGAAUAAGUUUUGCAAGAACAGCUUCAACCACACAACCGCUGCAGGAAAAAAAUGAAGAAGUAAAAGUGACGUUCAUACGAGCAAGUGGAGAAAGAAUCGAAGCGAAAGGAAAAAUAGGAGAUACGCUCUUAGAUAUUGUUGUGAAUAACGAAAUUGAUUUGGAUGGUUACGGUGCCUGUGAAGGGACGCUGACAUGUAGUACAUGUCAUUUAAUAUUUCCAAAGGCUAUCAGUGAUUGA
Messenger RNA from Fopius arisanus, 420 nucleotides. RefSeq names its product adrenodoxin-like. The transcript is spliced from 5 exons. The record is from RefSeq and is a predicted model, not a curated record. Lineage: Eukaryota; Metazoa; Arthropoda; Insecta; Hymenoptera; Braconidae. Gene Ontology annotation, molecular function: 2 iron, 2 sulfur cluster binding. Bases 94 to 420 code for a protein of 108 amino acids. Gene Ontology annotation, biological process: P450-containing electron transport chain.